Salmo salar (Atlantic salmon) is the source of this 7488-nucleotide messenger RNA. RefSeq names its product synaptotagmin-like 5 (gene sytl5). Gene Ontology annotation, molecular function: neurexin family protein binding; small GTPase binding; phospholipid binding. Gene Ontology annotation, biological process: intracellular protein transport; exocytosis. NCBI's taxonomy places the organism in Eukaryota, Metazoa, Chordata, Actinopteri, Salmoniformes, Salmonidae. Gene Ontology annotation, cellular component: exocytic vesicle; plasma membrane. The record is from RefSeq and is a predicted model, not a curated record.
ACACAUAGACACACAGAACGAGAGGGGGAGAGAGGGAGAGACAUCUGAACAAAUAAGGUGAUACUGCCGUAUGACUUAUUCAGUCAAUUGGAUAUGAUUAGGAUAUUGAAUAUCACGGUACAUUGCCACUGGAUAAAUAACAUCCUAAAUAGGGUUCAGCAGACAGCAGAGAAGCUGCCCCAGCUAGCUCCCCGAAACGGUGACCACGCCCCCUACACACCGGAGCACCGGGCUGCUGCACGGAGCGGGGCUGUUGAUACCACAGCUGUGAUCACACGCCACAGAGACGGACUGACUGCACAGGCUCCACCACCAGCCACUCUCACGACACACCAAGCCACCACUUGCUGUAGUGCAAUUCUCAGGAUCAGGUUUAGGAUGGCUGUGGACCAGUCUUUGGGGAUACAGUAACUGCUGUGUGAUUGGCGGUUUGUCUGAUACACCAGAGAGAAACAAGAUAAGGAGAAGAACAUACUAGAGGAACCUUGGAAAAUCUGGAGAACAUCCUGCUUUACACAGAGACCAUGAUAACGCUAACAGAAUGCUAACUGAAACCUAACGGAAUGCUGAGUGAGGUCAUGUAGCUGCCCUCUGACACCCUUGCAUCACCACGGCUUUUCUAAUUGGCUGGUUUGGAGAGCGACGGACCAAUGGAGAAGAGUGCUGAGGAGCUGAACCUCUCGUUCCUGCUGGAGCAUGAGCGAGAGAUGAUCCUCGGAGUCCUGCAGAAGGACGAGAAACUGAGGAAACUAGAGGAGAAGAGGAUACGGAAGCUGAAGAAUGAGCUGGUGGAGAUCAGGCGUAAGGGUUCGCGGCGCCCCCAAGAGGUUGGGGAGCGUCAAUGCGCCCGUUGCCUGAAGGGCCUGGGCCUGAUUUUCGACCGCGGGGAGCUCUGUGAGCAGUGUCUACAGCGUGUCUGCAGCGACUGUCGCGUGAUGGCCCCUAAAGCAAAGCAUUGGAAGUGCUCCAUCUGUGCCAAAGUCUUGGAGCUGAAGGUGGUGACCGGGGAGUGGUUCCUAGAGGAGCGGUCCAAGCGGUUUGACAAGGGGACAGUGCUCAGCAGUGAUGUGGUCAAACAGUGUAUCAUGAGCAGCCCCGCAGAAAGCCCCCACAGGAAGUCCCCAGUGCCAGCUGACACACCUGAGAGGCCUGACACCCCAAAAUCAGGAAGAAGCGCCGUGAGGAACCUGGUGGAUGGUGCCAAGAGGAAAGGGAAAGGGAUGUUGAUGGAUAAGAAGGGCAGCCGUCCCAGCCUGAAGCCAGAGAACGGGAUGCAGGCUGGGAGUGUGUGUGCUCCUGUCCCCGACACAGACACACACAGCGUACGCAGUGCCCGGUCUGCACCACGCUCCACAACCCGCUCUGCGCCUCACUCACAUAGGGGUAGUGUUGUGGCUCUGGAGUCUUCAGGGAUACGUACCGUACCUAACAACCUGCGGUCCCAAACCCUGGAGAGGGACAGGUCCCCUACACCCAGCAGCAAGAGCAGGAGGGUCAGGCCGGACGGAGCGGAGAGCGUGGCUAGUUUCCGCUCCAGCGACAGCGUGUUUGACAAGAUGUCCGACACCAUCACCGGGCAUGGCCGGACAGGGUCUGAUACCGCCCCACCCACCAUUGCUGUCUCCAGGGCCUCCGUGUCAUCAGAUCGUAGUCGUUCUGAGGUGGACCUGUCUGUUCCUGGUUCUGCGAGUGAUGAGGCCCUCAGUCUGAGGAGCCGCUCUGUUCCUGGGCUCAAUGACACGGAGUUUGAUGAUAAAGACGAGGACAUCGAUGCUCUGAUGUCGGCACACAGCAAGGCCGCCAGCCGACGCAUGAGCUGCGCUGUGUCUACGUCUUCUACUCCCGGCUCAGAGAGAAAAUGGGGCUACCUCAGUGUUCCUGGCGACUCGGACGCAGAAACUAGCAGUCUGAACAGUAUGAUGAGUAUGUACAGUGAGACUGGUGACUAUGGCAACGCCAACGUGAGUGGCGAGCUGCUGUUGAACAUCAGCUACAGCUAUAAGACAGGCGCUCUUAACGUCCUGGUGAAGGAGUGUCGCAACCUGGCCACCGGCGAUGAGAAGAGGCAACGCACAGAUGCCUAUGUGAAGGCCUACCUCCUCCCAGACAAGUCUCGCCAGAGCAAGAGGAAGACCAGAAUCAAGACCAACACAAUCAACCCUGUAUUCAACGAGAACCUUAGGUAUGUGAUCAGCCACUCCCAGUUGGAGACACGAACGCUGGAGCUGUCUGUGUGGCACCAUGACCGCUUCGGACACAACAGCUUCCUGGGGGAGGUGGAGCUGACCUUUGACUCCUGGGAGUUUGACAGCAACACGGAGGAGUGGUACUCUCUGCAGCCCAAGCUGGACAGUAGUAUGGACUCCACGCUCCAGUAUAAAGGGGAGCUGACCGUGGUUCUGAAGUACAUCCCUGCAGAGAAGAACCUCAUGCUACCCCUGGACCAGGUCCAAGUGAAGAAAGGCUUUCUGAAAGGAAAGAAGACCAGCAUCAAGCUGCCUAAAGGAGGUAUGGUGGAACUGCUGGUCAAGGAGGCCAAGAACCUGACCUCUGUCAAGUCUGGAGGCACUUCAGACCCCUUUGUGAAAGGGUACCUGCUCCCUGACAACAGUAAGUCCACCAAGCACAAGACGGUGGUGGUGCGUCGCUCAGUCAACCCCCAGUGGAACCACACCUUCACCUACUGUGGCCUGCAGGCCGGAGACCUGAACAACGUGUGUCUGGAGCUCACCGUCUGGGACAAGGAGGCUCUGGCCAGCAACGUCUUCCUGGGGGGAGUCCGACUCAACGGAGGGACAGGCCAGAGCUAUGGGAACGAGGUGGACUGGAUGGACUCGUACGGAGAGGAACAGCGGCUAUGGCAACGCAUGAUUGACAACCCGGAGGUCCCCCAGGAGUGUACACUGAUGCUGAGAUCCAGCAUGUGCAAGCACAACACAUGAGAUGGAGGGAAAGAAGGACAAAGAAAGAAGGACAGAGAGGUGGCAGAAAAGAGAGAAACAGUGGAAGGAAAGAGGGGGAGAGAGAAAAAGAGAAGAAAAGAAAGAGAAGGACAUUGGUUGACAGUGCUCCAUGUCCAAGCUCAAUCCCGCAAUACAGAGCUGAUGACAUCACCCCACUUCCUGACCCUUGAACCCUAACCUCUGAGCUACCCUGAUCCUGCACUGGGGUUCAUAGUCCUCUACCUGGUAAAGAGGUCAACCAGUCAUGCCUUACACACACAUGGCCAUACCCAGCCAAGACCAAGCACUGCUGCUGCUGCUGCUGCUGCUGCUGCUGCUACUGUACAUUAUGACAUGGACAGGUAACUGCUAAAAUAAUGGAAACACUUGAGUAAAUGAGAGAUACAAUGUAUAUAUCCCUCCAAUAGAGUUCCAGACACUUAUAGAAGAUGGUGGCCCAACGCCCUAUUAAGACACUUUAUGUUGGUGUUUCCUUUAUUUUGGCAGUUACAUGUAUGUAACAUAAUGAACAAGCACAUUGUCAUUUGUAUGAUCUGAUCUGACUAUGCACAACGCUCUCCUAUCCCUGUGUUGAGACUACUUGAGGUAGAAGUUGUUCUUAACCCCAGAUCUAGGAUCAGAUUGCUCUGACCUGCUCUUAACCAUAACCAUUUAGGGGGAAGAUAAUUUAUCUGACCCCGCAUCAGUGGCUCAGGGUAGCUUUUACCUAGGCUUUGACUCAAUUAGAACCCACGUUGGCAGACAUCCUUCGUGUCCACGAUAAGCUAACGCAUGGAGCCGCUUGUGGAUUUUCAGCUCUAACGCAGUUCCACUUCAGACACCGCCGAAACAAACGAUAUGGGGAUCUAAUAGAAUCUAGUCCCUACUCUCAUAAGGUAACUUCUCCAAAGGCACUUAGGGGUUGAUGCAUGCUGAGUAGAUUUAAACAUUCCCAUAGUAUACUGUAAAAUGAUAAUAAGGGUGUGUUCAAGAUUGCAUUGUUUAAUGCAAUAAUGUUAUUAUGCAACAUUUUUUAACUGAUAAACCCCAGUUUCAAAGUGUUGCAAAAUUGAAGUAACUAAUCCUGAACACACCAAUGGUUUUACUGUAGUUUUAAUAAAGCACACAUGACGAGUAGAGUGGCACAAAUAGCCACUUCAUCAACAGAUGUUUUUGGACCUCAUUUUGGGUGGAAACAGAGAUUAAGGCAGAAAUCUAAACAGAGAUCCAGCAGCACCAAAUUGCUGAUAGAAAUGUAUUGUGUCAAGUGUGGAAUAGAGAGUCAGGGGGGCAGUUAUAUCUACACCACAGGAAACGUUUUGCCCCAGGAGCCUUGGGGAGAUGGGAGCAGGAUUGCAUGUUCCAGAGUGAACCCAUGUCCAGGCCACCCUCUCAGUCAUAGGGAGGACUCAAUUGCAUACUCCUCCCGUCCUCUCUCCUUGCCUCCUUCUAAAAACCCACUGGAGGAGAAAGUCAGAGGGGAGGGACCUUUGGCUUUUUAAUCCAAUGGGUUUUGAGAAGAGAGGACGUGAGGAGAAUGUAAUUCUCUCUAUGACUCAUUGAAUAGAACACAUCCGUCAGCCUGUCUGUCCCUGUAGCCCAGGCCACUGUGACCCGUCUGUCCCUACGACCUCAUUGGAUGAGUAAUAGCACUUCUAGUAUCCCCCCAUAAGUGGUUCUGAAGUCUUGGCACGCACCUCAAAUGGCACCCUGUUCCCUAUAUGGGUGAUUCUACAGAAGUGGUGCAAAUUGGGGGUUGGGAAAAAAAAUCACAUUUGUAUCCUAUUUUUCCUAAACUUUUAGCACACAUCUCAUAUGUCAGAUAGACAUAUAUAAUACUCACACACUGUUUGUAUUGCAAAUUUGAAGUAUUGUCCUGAAUUUCUUACCAGGCAAAAAAUGUUUCACUACCGAAACAUACUGAAAAAGUAUAAAUACAUGGAGAAACAUGCACAGCAUUGAUCAUUUGGAUUAACCUUCUAUUAAUGUUUUGCAAAAUUGUCAAAAUAAUAAAAACAUGAUUUUUAACCGGACUUUCAAAACCUUUAAAAUUAAUUUAGAGAAAUAUAAUCUCUAUUGUUCUUCUGUAAAAUGUUCAAUGUUGAUUGUAGUAUCUAAAAUGUAUUGAUUGAUUUAAUUACUUAUGUAUCUAAUUCAUUAUGUUGCUUGAUGUAUAAAUUGUAACUUUUCCUAUCUUUAUUUUAGCAAAAUAAACAGUGUCAAUGGGUAUAUAUUUUAGGUUAGACAUUACCAUUGAGGGCUUCCAUCAUUUUAAAGUAGUCAGCUGGAUGGAGAUUCCUAUGGGUUGGGAGCAUUGUCUUCUUCAAAUUGAGUUGCCUAUGGUUUGUAAACCAAAGACUAAGGUCUUGUCCGAGAGCAUGAGCCAAGACCAAGAUUUAAACCAGGACAUUGGUCCCAAGAUCCAUACCUAGGGAGUUGAGACCAUGACAAGUUAAAUACAGAAUUUAUGUGGACUUGAGUGGUCUCAAGACCAAGACCACAAGAUCAAGACUCCAUGGGCCCUUUCUUCAAUUCUAAGAGACUUGAGUGGAGUAAAGUAGAGUAUAGUUCACUGGAGUACUGUAUAGUACAGUACAGUAGAGAAGAGUACAGUACAUUACAGUACAGUACAGCACAGCACAUUAUAGACGUCUAUGUUUGGGCCAAAUAGAUGUCAAUGUUUGGGCACUUUAAGGAUUGGAGCCCUUCUGCUGGCUAUUCAUCUUAAUACACUUUUUUCCUGAAGCGUGCUCUUGACCACUACCUACAUGGUUGCUCAGGAUAUAGAGCAUGGCGCUUGCAACUUUAAAAUGGAGAUAGCCUCAAUGGCGCUGCCUGUGCUGGCACAGAUGCCAUAAUGGCGCAGAUACAAAGACAAGACCUCUAUCAAUCUCUAUGGUGUCAAUUGUUUCUGCUCUGACCGUUUUGGUUGGACAGUUUAGACCAAUUUAGACUUUUGGACAGAUGUACAUCCCACCAAACACAUAUUCUGGUCCCAAAACCAUACUUUACAUAUUUCUUGAAAUAUUAGUAGUGACACUUCUUAAAAAUACAUGAAGAUUUAUUAAACCUGCUCACAAACUUUAUCCAAAAUGUUUGCAGACAGACUACUCACUAUGUGGCCAUGCUAGAGACAGGUGCAAUCCCAUCAGCUGGAGAUAUAUGUAGGGGUGUGGCUUAAUGCAGAUUCAUUCUAGAGUCUUUUAAUGUGUGUGUUUUAUCAGUCUUUUAAUGUGUGUGUUUUAUCAGUCUUUUAACGGUAGUGACAUCAAAAGGUGGGCCAGCAUUUUUUUGAGAAGUAUGUUUUAAAAUAAACAAAUCUACUAAUUAUACCAGUAUCUUUCAAUGUAAUAAUAGAACAACUCAAGAUGUUCUGUUGAAAUAAUAAUACUAAAACUAUUUAAAAAAUCAUGAAUUGCUGUCACAGGUGUCGUAGGGUGUAGACCAAAAACGCAGCGGGAAAAUGUACACUCAUCUUCUUUUAUUAUAGUGAAGAAGGAAAACACAAACAACGUAUACAAAACAAACCAAACUUGACAGUCAUGUCAGGCAAAACAGCUAAACAAGAACAAUCUCCCACAAAAACCCAUGAAAAACAAACUCCUAAUUAUAGGACCCUCAAUCAGAGGCAACAAUAACCAGCUGCCUCCAAUUGAAGGUACAACCCCAAUUAACUAAACAUAGAAAUACAAAAGACUAGAUAGAACAUAGAAAUAUACUAACAUAGAACAAUGACUAACAAACCCCGGACUAAUAAAUCAAAUACCCCUCUACCUAAACACAUACACAAAACACACCCUGAACCACAUAAAACAAACACCCCCUGCCACGUCCUGACCAAACUACAAUAACAAAUAACCCUUAUACUGGUCAGGACGUGACAAUUGCUUUAUUUUCAAACAUGAAGUUUAGGAGUCAGGGUGUGAGACAGACAUCUCUCAAUAGAAACAGGUAUAUAAACAAUGACUUUGUACUAUAUUAAUUGAACAAUAUGUUAUUUCCUUGAAGUGAAUUAGAAUAUAUCAUGAUGUAAUGAAAUGUACUAAGUUUGGAGACUUAAAUGUUUUUCUAAAUCUUUUUUUUUCUUUAUGUGGUACAGCAAUUUACAACACUUCCGUAGAAUACCCCAAAUACUCUAUAGGGAAAAGGAUGCCAUUUGGGCUGCAGGCUUGCUCUCUGUGUAGUCACAGCCUACUGUCACAACCUACAGUCUCCUGUGGAAUGCAAGUCUACAUAUUCACCAUUGUCUGAGUUCCUGUUAUGCUCUGAAUUCUGAGUGUAAACAACCAUUGAAAACUACAGAAUACAGUAAUAAUAAUACUAUUAAAAUGGCAUUUACUGUGUAGAUGAGUUGCGUGCAAUACCCUGCUACUGAAGAAACACUUGACGUGUCUAACAGCAUGUUAUUGUCUCUGUUUUAAUGUCCUCUCAUUCAAAUCUAGAUUGUUCGAUUUGACAUGGCAAUGUGACUGAAUCAAUCUGUUAUUUUGUUUAAAAUGUGUUAUCAGAAUAUUUUGAAGAAAUAAAAAACACAUAUCAUUCCUCA